CCAUGAUCACCCGCCAACUGUGAUGUUACCUGACUUGUGACUGUGCGCGCUGCGCGUGCAGCCGUGGAGGGCUUCCCCCCACUCCCCGGACCCCCACCCCUCUUCCCGUGAAAUAUUUAUGAGAAAACGGAGGGAAUGAUCGCGGUCACGUUUUUUGGCUGACAGCCGGCUGUCCUGGAGCAAAGCGCAGCGCACUGACACCUGCAGUGACACGUAAAGGGAGAUCCUACUCAGCAAUCUGACCCACCAACACAUCUGGCAAGCAUCCUCACUGCUGUCUUAUUUGAGCCUGGAGUAAAGGAGGGACAAGGCAUGGUCUGGUGGACCAGUUGCUGUUGCUAUGUGUGAAGGAGUGCUGUGGUGUCAAUGGAGACCGAAGGUUAUCGGGACCUCAUGGAGACCAAUGAUGGUCAAGGGGUAGGCCUGCAGGAUGGACAGGGUGGGGUGAACAUGGUGGAGGACUGGAGCACCCCCUACCCUUUGGGCUUCCAGGUGUCUUUGACCACUAUCCUAAUACUGGAGCUGGUGUUGGGCUUCAGCAGCAACCUUACUGUACUUGUACUCUACUGUGCUCAGUCUAAUCUGGUGGAUUCAGUCAGCAACUUGGUCACUGUCAACCUUCAUGUGCUGGACAUACUGGUCUGUGUGUUGUGCCUGCCUCUGACUGUGGCUGUGCUGCUGCUGCCGGCUAAUGGGAGUGAAGUUAGCAGCCUGGCCACACUCUGCUGCUUCCACGAAGCGUGUGUCACAUUCACCAGUGUGGCUACAGCUGUCAACGUCCUGGUAAUCAGUUUGGACCGAUAUGACAUAUCAGUGCGUCCUGCCAGUCGUCUCUUGACCCCGAGACGAGCAACACUGCUCCUGGCAGCUGUGUGGGCAGUGUCUCUGGCUGUCUUCUUCCUGCCAUUUCUAGAAGGAGACUUCUUUUCUUCAAGACCUGGGUUCAAUGAGGUUGAAGAACAUGAAGGCCAGGCCCAUAACUCUGACCUCACGACUGGAUUGACCAGCAUUUUGCCAUCAUUCUCUCCUUCCUCUUUGCCAUGGUCUCCUACAUCCUCCCCUUCACACGACCUACCUCCUGCUUGGCAGAACCGGACACUGCUCUGCAUUGGAGGUCAGGGGUACUACACAGGCCUGGCUAUGUAUUACCACCUGUUGCUCCAAGUGCCCUGCUUCUUCAUUGCUGUGGUCGUCAUGUUGUUUACCUACUCCAGAAUCCUGCAGGCCCUCAACAUCCGCAUUGGCUCCCAUAUGAUGAGGGGUUCACGCAGUAAAGACUCCAGCUGUAAGAUACGCUGCAGGAGGCAGAGGAGGAAGGACCUCAGCCUGCCAACACAGGGAGCCUUCUCUAAUCAGAACCAGCACCUCACACAUCCAACUCUCAUCCCCUCUCCCAGUCCAACACCAACAUCACCACCUCCACUUUCAUGCCUGCCCCAGGCAAUGUCCGACAGUGGAGCAACUGUCACCACCAUCAGCACUGCUGCCACAACCCCUGUCGCAACUACACCAGCUACCCCAAAUUCUCCCAUCCCAGCUUUAGCCUCAGCUCAACCUAACGCCAGCUCAGCAAUGCAUGCAUCCUCCAUGGGAGUUCAGGCUUCUGUAUCUGCAAUUAUCGCCUUGAGGAGAGCAGUGCGUCGGCAUCGGGACCGCCGAGAGAGACAGCGCAGAGUCCUGAAAAUGUCCCUGAUCAUCAUCUCCACUUUCCUGGGCUGCUGGGCCCCACUGUCUGCUGUCAACAUUCUGAUCCUAUGUCUGGGUCCCAGCGAUGGCCUGGUGCAACUCCGCCUCUGCUUCUUAGCAAUGGCCUAUGGAACGACCAUCUUCCAUCCUCUGUUAUAUGCUUUCACCAGACAGAAGCUUCGCCGUGCCCUCAAAACAAGAGUCAAGAAGAGGGUGGUGUCCCUCCUGCAGGUGGAUCCAGCUCCCAGCGGAGGGACAGUUAUCCAUAAUUCAUGGAUUGAAGGGGGAGGUCAGAGGAAGGGUCGAAAACCACGAGUGGAGGCCAGUGAUGGCACAGAUCGAUGCCUCACAGAAGCUGUAAGGAAAUAAAGAUGCUCCUUCAUGUGUGUAUGUGAAUUUGAAGACUUGUAUGUAUGAAUGAUACCAAGAGGUAGAUUAUGCACAUAUUUGUGUAUCAGUAUGAUAAAAAAGCAAAGCAGACACUUUACAAAGGUCACGACCUUGGAUCUAAUUCAAACUUUUUAACUGCUCCUUUCACAGAUUGCACAAACGAAAUGGCAAAUUGGUUACUCAUGUUCCUCAUGUGCACUCUGAGGGUUAGAAAUAGGAAAGACAUACAUGGUUGCUCCUAUUACACUUUUAAUUUUCAUGUGCAUGUACAUAUGCACAGAAAAUUCUAAAACACACAUUCAGAAUUUUUGCCAUCAUCUGCCAAAGCACAACAAAAUCUUAAUGCACAGAUACUCUCAGUGACAAAACUAUAAAUGGAAACUGAUAUUUAUUCCUCUUUGACUUCAUAUUUCAUGCCUUGUUUGAGUUAUUAAAUGAUUCUCGUGGUGCUGAAUGUCCUGCUGUAUGUUUACAACAACGUAUGGGAAUGAAAGUAUUUGCACAUGCUGCAAACUAAAGAGCAAAUUAGUAAAAGCUGUCAAAGUCAAAGUUUACAGGCUCAAGUCAAAAUUAUCAGGAAAUUGCAGCAACAACAAACAAAGUUCAGAUUUCAUUUAAAAUAAGCACCACUUUUGAAAAGAAUGUGUGCAAGUUAUUGCCAAGAGGCUUCUUUUUUUUUUUUUUGUUUGCUGAACUCCAAAAGAACUACAUGUUCAGCGAUUGUUUGUGUGUCAGCGUGUGUGUGUGUGUGUGUGUGUGUGUCUCAAUGGGUGCAUGCUUGUGUGCAAACUGUGUGACUGCUUGAGAGAACUAAUGAGUGUGUCUCUUUAAAGGUAUGUGCAAUAAAUGAUGUGCAAAGCGAUGACCCCAUAGGAUGUGAACAAAGAGAAUGUGAACACAGGACUGUGGCUCUUCUAUUUGUGGUUUGGAUUUCAGAAGAAAGCGAGAGUAAGUGGGCUUAAUCUUCUGAUUAGCCACAGCAAAGCUGCCUGCUGGGCAUAAAAGCAAAUUAUGUGGAGCAGUUGUAACUAUGUAUAUUUGACAGGCACUGUAAUACUACUGAAAUGACAUCACUUGUGUUUUAAAGCAGGUUAAAGGGCAAUAUUUUGUGAAAACUCCAUCAAAACUGUCACUACAGGUAAAGUAGCAUAUUCAACCGAAGAAACCCCCACGUGGAACUGUUGAUAUGAUACAUGUCCCCAUGUUAGCUGUUUGAUGGACAGUUGUUGGAGAAUAUUCCGAAUGACUGCAGAGACAAAUAGCUUCUGGACUCAGUCCUGGACAUGUCCCACUGUCUGUCUCUCUCUUCUUGCUCAGGGCUUCAUGUCUCCUUUCAGAAUGUGCUGGACAUAAUUUGACAAACUAGGCUGAUGUCAGCUAUUAUGUAGUGGGUGUUACAGGGCAACCAGAAAGUAUUCACAGCACUGCACUUUUUCCACAUUUUUAUGUUGCAGCCUUAU
Messenger RNA from Thalassophryne amazonica, 3536 nucleotides. Its product is annotated as G-protein coupled receptor 22. NCBI's taxonomy places the organism in Eukaryota, Metazoa, Chordata, Actinopteri, Batrachoidiformes, Batrachoididae. Gene Ontology annotation, biological process: G protein-coupled receptor signaling pathway. Bases 367 to 2055 code for a protein of 562 amino acids. The transcript is spliced from 2 exons. Gene Ontology annotation, molecular function: peptide binding; G protein-coupled receptor activity. The record is from RefSeq and is a predicted model, not a curated record. Gene Ontology annotation, cellular component: membrane.